CUCUUUCUAAGGAGACACUGUGAGAAAGAGCACAUUUUGGGACCCACUGGAUGCGACACUUCCUUGGUUGCCUGGUCCUUCCUCCACCUGAAGAUCAAGGUUCCUUUAAGGGUAGCAGGAUCAGCCCCCCUUUUUCAUCUGGACUACGACCACUGCCCUGGGGUCUCAGAGGAACAAUGGAUGUCCCAGGGUUUCUAAAAUUGGAAGUGAAUGGCCCCAUGGUCACUGUGGCUCUGUCCGUGGUUCUCUUGGCCCUCCUGAAAUGGUACUCCACAUCGGCUUUCUCAAGACUGGAGAAAUUGGGCAUCCGACAUCCCAAGCCUUCUCCUUUUAUUGGAAACUUGACAUUUUUCCACCAGGGUUUUUGGGAAAGCCAAAUGGAGCUCAGAAAACGAUAUGGACCUCUGUGUGGGUACUAUCUCGGUCGUCGGAUGUUUAUUGUAAUUUCUGAGCCAGACAUGAUCAAGCAGGUGUUGGUUGAGAACUUCAGCAACUUUACCAACAGAAUGGCGUCAGGUUUGGAGUUCAAGUCGGUAGCCGACAGUGUUCUGUUUUUACGAGACAAAAGAUGGGAAGAGGUCAGAGGUGUCCUGACUUCUGCUUUCAGCCCUGAAAAACUGAACGAGAAACCAGUGUUCCUGCACAUUUUCAAUGAGAUUUUGAUUACAUUUCCUUCAGUAGUCUUUGGUAUCUGGUGGCCUUACCUGUCUCUGUCGACAGCCCCAGGUCACACUCACAUAGCCUGCGUCAGGCUCCACAAGGCCUUCGAUUAA
Carlito syrichta (Philippine tarsier) is the source of this 773-nucleotide messenger RNA. Its product is annotated as thromboxane-A synthase-like. The record is from RefSeq and is a predicted model, not a curated record. Bases 51 to 773 code for a protein of 240 amino acids. The transcript has 6 exons. Gene Ontology annotation, molecular function: oxidoreductase activity, acting on paired donors, with incorporation or reduction of molecular oxygen; iron ion binding; thromboxane-A synthase activity. Lineage: Eukaryota; Metazoa; Chordata; Mammalia; Primates; Tarsiidae.